AUGUCCACAUUGACAUCCAGCACACCAACGCGAACACGAACGCGUGCUCGCCGAGCAAAGCUGACAACACUGAGGUCGUCGUCCACAUCGCGAGACCAGGAGCCGCGCUUCAAGACGGUGCCCAUCCCCAGGUUAGAAGAGGCCAAGGUCACGGGCCUCACGUUCAACCCAAUCUCACACAGCGUCGCCGCCGCAUAUGUGGACGGCGUGUGCCUCGUCUGGAAACCGUGCGCAUCCCGCAGUCGUGCCGCCCUGCUGAAGCGGUGCCAGGUGCCGAGGCCCGGCUCCAGCCCUACGGGCGAGGAUGUACAGAAGAAGGCACAUGAAGGCUCCUGUACCUGCGUCAAAUGGAGCCCAAAUGGGCAAAUGUUGGCAACUUCGGGCUCCGACAGCAGAAUCGUCCUCUGGACGCCGGAGCUGGAGGAGGUGACGGUGCUUGAUGGCCACUCUAGAACAGUAUGGCACAUUGCCUUCUCAUCAACCGGAAAGCUCCUAGCGUCGUGCUCUGGUGACUCGACGAGUAAGAUAUGGAACACAGAGACGGGGCAGGUGGUGCACACGCUUGUGGGGCACGAAGGCUCUGUUCAGUACGUCGCCUUCAACCCAACAGAUGCUGUUGCCGCCACAUGCUCCAUCGACUCAACAGUCAAGCUUUGGGACGUCCUCACAGGCCAAUGCGUGAACACGUUGGUUGGGCACGACGAGUGGGUGUCGCAGAUUGUGUUUUCGCCAACAUCUGCGACCAUGUGUGCGACAUGCUCCUCGGACUGCACUGUUCGUCUGUGGGAGGGUGACUCGUGCUGGCGCGUCCUUGAAGACCACGAGGCAGACGUCAACACCGUUCGCUUCAGCCCGAGCGGGGCGGCGCUCAUCUCGUGUUCCGACGACUCCACAAUCAAUUUCUACGACCUUCGCCUUGGCCAGCUCAAGUACAAGAUGACAGGACCACACCCCAUGAACGACGUCGUGUUCAGCCCGGACGGGUCUGUCAUUGCUGGCGUGGACGAGGGCGGGAACCUGUCGCUGUGGGACGUGGCGAGCGGGGAGUUGUUCGCCUCCAUCCAGAAGCACAAGGUCUCUGCAACACACGUGACAUUUGAUCCCAACGGCAGCAUGGUGUGCACUGCGGACGAGAAGGGAACUGUACUUGUCUGGUACCUGGCGCCGGUUGACGGCGUGUUGCCGGGUGCAGACAAGGGGCGGUGCAUCCUUUCGUGA
Salpingoeca rosetta is the source of this 1218-nucleotide messenger RNA. RefSeq lists its product as uncharacterized. Lineage: Eukaryota; Choanoflagellata; Craspedida; Salpingoecidae. Gene Ontology annotation, molecular function: protein binding. The transcript has 9 exons. Bases 1 to 1218 code for a protein of 405 amino acids. The record is from RefSeq and is a predicted model, not a curated record.